ACACACACACACACACACACACACACACACACACACACACAUAUAUAUAUUAUGUAUGUCUGACAAUAUAAUGUAUGUUCGGCAUCAUCCGUGCUGGCCAUGACUGACUGGCUGAGAUAGUUGAUUUGGCUAUGUCGAUUAAAAUCGCUCCACCAUUUCCAGGUUCUCAUUUCAGUUUGUGACAAAACAAGCGAUUUAUAGUGUAGAGAAUCAUUGUACCAUCUAAACCUCUGUGAAAUAUUUUUUUUCCAUUAUCAAAAAUGUAUUUUCAGCUGUUUUGAAGCUGGUAUACAAAACCGAAAGUAAAACGGGAAGCAUAGAAAUAGCACACACAGAACAGAUCUACCGUUUCUUAGACAUCCUAUGUGAUUUUUGUCUGGUCGCCCAAAAAGUUACAUAUUGCAGCUUUAAGAAUGAAAAGAGGGGAUGUUCAUGUGGUUGAGCUGGACCUUGAGAUUUGAAGGAGGGGAGAUGUUGACAUGUUGGGGUGUUUGAGCUGAUCUUGGAGAUGGGAUAAAGGAUUGUUGUACGCAUUGUAUAUGUUUUUUGUUUUUAAAAAGUGCUUGAAUAGCAAUAAUUUCUCCAUUUGACUCCCAAGUGCGCGCUAUAAUCACUUUUACUGACUUAAUACCAGAAGGGAGCAAACCUGCAAAAUCUGUCUAACAGCAUUUCCAACCAAACAAUGCAUCAAAAGCAAUCAGACACCACUGAUAUUGGACACGGAAUACAUAACUUCCAUCGAUCUGUCUCUCUGAUGAUCAAUAAUUCACAAGCCAUCUGUGUCAUGCUGUACUUCCUGAUACCAUUUGAGGUCAGAUCACAAAACCAUUAGAAAUAGACAUCAACAUGUAUCAAAGUAACUGGGAUCAUCUUUUGUCCAGAAAACUGAUUUUCUACCAUGUUAGUUUUUUUCUGUUUAUUAAGGGAGAAUUAGACUGUUAGCCAAUACUACAGUCUCUCUUCUCAGCCCCCUGCUACAGCCGGACAUAGAUCGUUAUCUCUCUCACUGCAAGUUCAACUGUGAAACUGCACGCCCUGUGGAGAGCAAAAAAAAAAAGGGAGAGCAGGCGCAUCGAAGGAGAGACGGGGACAUCGGACAGAGGGAGAGUUUCAGAAAAAGAGGAGGAAGUGAGGAACAAAACUACAGACUGACAAAAAGAUGCAAAGAAGCCCUACGCACAGAGCAUGAGGUGGAGAGUUAGAAAAGAGAAGACUGCAUUGUAUUAAAUUAAAUGAAGGCCCCACCCUGGCUGCAACAUUAUUGACUAAAAUUAGCGGGUGAAGCUAAACGGCUGUAACCUAGUGUCAUGCCCUACAUUACCAUGGAGAAUAAAACCUGCCUUCCAUAAUGGGAUCUUUCAUACUGCACCAUCUGGAUGUCACUGGAAACAUGAGGUACAUUCACAAAUGUUAGCCUAGCUGGUCUAGGACCAGUCCACAAUUGAUUUGUACCAAAAAGCUGUGAUCGGAUCUCAGACCGACUUCCUCAACAUCCUGACUUGGUGUCUGCAUCAUUCAUCUGGGUGUUUUGAAGUAAAACAAUUGGUCUGAAGAAGCUCUGAGAAUGAUGACCAUGUCAGUGCUGGCCACCACCGGACCAGAAAGCAGCGGCUCAAUGACGCAGCUCGUCCCCAUCCCCACGCUGAACAUCCUCCCCCCGUCCUCAGACACCGAUGCCUGGUCUCGCUCUCCCAGCCCCCGGCCUCCCCGCCGCCACCGGUGCUCCCGCCCUCACCGGAGCAGAGCCUGGACCAAGAAGAGGAGCGAUGGAGAACAAGAGGAGUCACUCAAACCCCGGUGGGACGGCACUGAGGAGGAGGGGAGGUUGAAGGGGAGCGCUGCUCAAAGAAGCCACUCACUUCUCCCUUCACCCCUCUUGCCACCCCACGUGGAGGACGCGGUCCUGGGCCCUUCCUCGGACCUCUUGCUACCCCCGUCUCGCACCUCCUGGUCACGUAGCUCGUCUCCCGGCCGGCGUUCACGCUGGUCCCUCAGGAGUCUGCUCAGCAGGGAGUCUGACGGGGACAGCUGCAGUACUGCCAGUAACUCUCCGCGCAGCACCCCUGGCAGCUCCCCCUCUCUGCGCCGCCGGGUGCUGGGGGUUAGUGGUGGGGGUGGAAGCAGGACCAGCGACGCAGAGGGUGGCCCGGGGGAGCGCAGCGGGGAAAGGAGGGGUUCGGACAGCCCCCUGCUCUCCUCCUCCGCCUCCGCUUACCCAAUCGCCUCGCGCCAUUUCAGCCGCAAUGCCAAGAAAAUGCAGAGCUGGUACAAUGUUCUCAGUCCCACUUAUAAACAGCGCAAUGAGGAUUUCCGUAAACUCUUCAAGAAGCUGCCAGACACGGAACGCCUCAUAGUGGACUACUCAUGUGCGCUGCAGAAAGACAUCCUACUCCAGGGGAGACUCUAUCUGUCAGAGAACUGGCUCUGCUUCUAUAGCAAUAUCUUCCGCUGGGAAACCACUAUCACAAUCCUGCUGAAAGAUGUGACCACCCUGACCAAGGAGAAGACUGCCAAGGUCAUCCCCAACGCCAUUCAGAUCAGCACUGACCACGACAAGCACUUCUUCACGUCUUUCGGGGCUAGGGAUCGCAGCUACAUGAUGAUUUUCAGACUGUGGCAGAACGCACUGAUGGACAAGCCUCUGUCCCCAAAGGAGCUGUGGCACAUCGUCCAUCAGUGUUACGGCACUGAGCUGGGCCUCACCAGUGAAGACGAUGACUAUGUCUCCCCCACCGGCGAGCACAUUAACGGUCUACUGCCAGUGGAUGAGUCAGUCUCUGUCUCUGACCUGUUGGACCUCAGCUCCUUGGGGGCCAUAGCUUCUCUGGGUAGCUCGCCCCCCUCCAUGGCAGCCUUGUUCCCCAGUGGCCCCCUCCUAGCCAGUGGUGGUCUGGGCUCAUCUCCCCCCUCCUCAUCCACCUGUCUGCCCAUAGACAUCCCCGGCAGAACCUCCCUGGACCCCCCGGACCCCAGCCCGCCCAGCUCCCAGAUCUCCCUACACUCCACACACACCGCCUCCUUGUCCGCCCCCGCCUCGGCUGCUGCCUCUUUCUAUGUGGAGGAGGGCGGGGACAGCUUGUUGGAGUCGGCCAAUCAUAUGGUGCCCCUGUCUGCCACCAGCCUGGGAAACCUCUCCUCAUUGGACCAGCUCACCAACGACGACGAGCUGCCCACCGACCCCAGCAACUCCUCAGACACACAGGAAGAGGACGAGGUGGAGUCGUUCUGUGCGGACCUGGCGGGCCGGCUGCACAUCAACAUGGUGGUGCGCAUGAGCGUGGACAAGCUGCACGACCUGCUCUUCUCCGCAGACACACACUUCAUCCAGCAUCUCUUCUCCCAGCGCCACUUCACAGACCUGUCAGUUCGUGAGUGGCAGCAGGACGGCAGCAGUGGGAACACCAACCGGAUCCUGAGUUACACCAUCGCCAUCAACAACCCCCUGGGCCCCAAGACCGCCCCCGUAGUGGAGACGCAGACGCUGUAUAAGAACAGUGCCCCGGGCGAGUGUUACGUGGUGGACUCGGAGGUGAUUACCUCGGGCAUCCCCUACCAGGACUACUUCUACACCGUGCAUCGCUACUGCCUCACCUCCAUCAACAAGAACAAGAGCAGACUCCGGGUGUCGUCAGAUAUCUGCUACAAGAAGCAGCCGUGGAGCCUGGUGAAGGCGCUCAUCGAGAAGAACACCUGGAGCGGCAUCGAGGAGUACUACAGACACAUGGAGAGUGAGGUGUGUAAGCUGGAGACCCUGCUCCAGUCUGAGGUGUCAGUGGUGACCUCGGGGGAUGUGGUGGGGGCAGACUCUGCCAAGACACCCCCGGCCCUGCGGCGACGCAAACGCACCUGCUCCCGGCGCCCGGGGGACCGGGAGAGAGAGGGAGGGGGUGCGGGAGGUGGAGAGCGUGGGGACCGAGGGAUGGGAGAGGAGCGGAGAGAGGCGGGUGGUCAGUACAAGCACGGAGAGCGGUGGCGUGGUGGAGGCAGCAGCAUCUCUACCAUACUGCUCAUAGUCAGCUUCAUGAUCUGUGUCAGUCUGGUGGUGUUGGUGGCCCUCAACAUGCUCUUGUUUUACAAGUUGUAUUCUCUGGAGAGAGCUGCACACACACUGGAGACGUGGCACUCCUUCUCUCUGUCUGACAGUCCUCUACCCCAGUCUGCAGGAGAGUGGGCCCAGGUGUUGCAGCUCCAGAGACAGUUCCACCAGGCCCAGCUGGGCAAAUGGCAACAGAUCCUCCAAUCCUCAGUCACUCUGCUAGACCAGAUGAAACAGUCGUUGGAAAAGCUCCACCGUGGCAUCGUCACUCCAGAAGUCCAGCAGGAUCCCCCCUCGAACCCCACUUCAGAGUCUCUCACUGAGCACUGAUCCUCCAGCCAUCACCAGCCCUCAAGUGGGUAUGAAUAGACCACGGGGGAGGUAGCCAGAGGGGGAGGGUCCGGCUGGGCCAAUCAGGGAGAGUGACUCACUCUCACCCGACCCCAAAGCGCCACUCCUGCUUCUCUACUCAAAACAGACAGGGAGAUAUGUGGGGGGAGUGGGAAUUACCUGUAGGGGACCUUCACUACCCAUAACUCCCCACGCCUCAGUUUGAGCAACCUGCAAUGGGGUUGGGGGGUGAGAGACCUUUGGGGGGACUACACUACCCAUAAUUCCCCACACCUCAGUCCAAGUUCCACCUUCCAUAGUCACCACCACCUCUCACGUCCAGACAGUUAGACUGGGAAUGUCUUCAGGACUACAGCAAUAACAUAGUCAUUACAUUACCAUAUCUCCCACAGUCAGGGCUAAAGGCUGGCCAGUUUGUAUGGUACCAUCCGCUCCUCACAGGCAACCAACCAUGCUGCUCUCCCUGAACCAUCUCCCCUGCCUGAGCAGCCAAGAGACAUUUUCAAGACAGACCAUCGACUGCAUUUCAGCAUGUGCAGCCCUGCUGCUGCAUUUCAAAUGGAUAGACUCGGGUCCAACGCAUUUCAAAUGGAUAGACUCGGGUCCAACGCAUUUCCAAUGGAUAGACUCGGGUCCAACGCAUUUCAAAUGGAUAGACUCGGGUCCAACGCAUUUCAAAUGGAUAGACUCGGGUCCAACGCAUUUCAAAUGGAUAGACUCGGGUCCAACGCAUUUCAAAUGGAUAGACUCGGGUCCAACGCAUUUCAAAUGGAUAGACUCGGGUCCAACGCAUUUCAAAUGGAUAGACUCGGGUCCAACGCAUUUCAAAUGGCCUCGGUGUGAGGGGUCCGCUCAGCUAAGUCCCCCUUGAGCCUCCGGAAAUGAGGGACACAUGAGGAGAGCGCGACGAGAGGGGGGAUAGAUACAUGAGACUUUCUGUAAUCCAACAAUUUUAGUCGUUCUUCCUUUCUCUCUUUCUCUCCAUCUGGGAUCAGCAGCUUCCAUCUUAAAGGCUUGAUCUCUGACAGAGGCAGUACGUCCACUGGGAGAGUCAAUUCAAAACAAUACUUUUUAUUUUCAGACGUGAAUAAUACAAAAAGACUCCUAAAUCCUCUACUAGCUCAUGUUUAUCAUUAGCUGUCUUUUUGAGGGUGACUGGGUCGUUUUGGGAAUUGAGAGAGAGCGAAGGAUGAUUGUGUGCGCCAGACCAUUACAGUAUUUAUUUUACACGACUUUGAUUUCGAAAAGUCCUGUCCCGCUCUCAAUGCGAGUGAAUUUUUUUCCCUUCUAUAUGCCCUGUGUUAAUACUUCAGCACAGACCAAGAAAGAGCUAUAACAUUAAUAUUUUAUAUUUCCUGGUCAUAGCAAUAAUGAUAUUUGGUGAUUUAUACUACCUUUUGAAUGUGUAAAAAGUAGUAUGUCACUAAAGUGUGUUUAGGGCAAAAUGAGACGAGCAAGCAAAGAUCUGGAGUUGGAGAAGAAGACGGAGAAGUCUAUGUAUUAGAAAGAAGUGUCCUCAUCGUCACAUCGUCACUGUUACAUUUGGUAUUAUUAAGAUUAGUAUGAUUAUGACUUUGUUUGUUUUUCCGCACUCGGUCAACUUCUAAUUGUAUUAUUUGGAUCGGACUUGAAGUGUUUCAGGGUUACCGACUACUCUGUAGACCAGUCUGCGGACCAAAUAGCACCCUAUUCCCUUUAUAGUGUGGUGCACUACAUAGGACAUGAUGUGCCGUUUGGGACGCAGACGCCGUAGUCCAGGUAAACAGAGAGAUGCAAUAAACUAGUGACUUUCUCGUGUAAACUGGACUGGGACCAACCAGAAGUCUAGGCCCGGAAAAAGAUAAAGGGAAUCUAUUGCAGUACUGUGUUUGUGAGUUCAAAUUGACAUGUUACUCCUUUUCAUUUUAUAUCUUCAUUUUGUAGUCUAUCCUGUUUUCUUGUUUUUGUUUGUCGUAAGGUCAUCUCAUUUUAUUUUCUGCCCCCCCCACCCCCCAUCUGAUUCCCCCCUCACUGUCUAUCAUAAACCAUUUCUCUUUUCCUAAUUGUUUUCCUUUUCAUCCCCCUUCCUAUUGUCUUUCACUCUUCCUCUCUCUCUUUCCUCGUUGUGCUCCCUGCCCCCCUCUCUCCUUCCGUCUCUCGCCUGUGCAAGUGUGUGAGCCUUGCUGUGCACGGCCAAACAGUGAGUGAUCAAAGGAUGUACUAUAUUUAUUAGGGUCAGGGAGGAGGGGGGGAUGGGGGUCGCGGGGAGCAAAUGUACUGUAAAAGAUUUGAUUGUACACAAUGCCCUGGAGAGAAAUGAAAAGCUCUAAAAUAUGCAACAACUCAUCGGAGUCUUAUUUUUUAAAAAGUGUGUGUGUCAUUUUAAGCAUUUUCAUAAAAAGUUGAACUAAAAAGUAUUUCAAAACA
Messenger RNA from Oncorhynchus mykiss (rainbow trout), 6793 nucleotides. The record is from RefSeq and is a predicted model, not a curated record. NCBI's taxonomy places the organism in Eukaryota, Metazoa, Chordata, Actinopteri, Salmoniformes, Salmonidae.